AUGAGUUUGACGGACGGAAACUUGGUCACAGCACCACACUUGGUCACUGCACCUAGGCGCGAUCUGCCUUUACCUCGACCUGUUUCGAGAUGCCAGUCGACUAAAACCGAUGGGAUUGGCAGGUCAAUACCUCCCUUACCUCGACCUGUUUCGAGAUGCCGGUCGACUAAAACCGAUGGGAUUGGCGUACGAGCCGCCAGAGGUCAAUACCUCCUUUCCCUCGACCUGUUUCGAGAUGCCGGUCGACUAAAACCGAUGGGAUUGGCGUACGAGCCGCCAGAGAGACAGUAUUUAAAUACCGCUGCUGCUGUAUUUAGAUGCAGUGAAGAUGGCAAGGUGCUAUUGAAUACCUCACUCAAUGGCAUGGACAAUGUUGGCCAACUCUUUGUCCAAGACCUGCCACCACUUUCACAGCAGCAACAGCAACAGCAAAUGAGGACUACAACAACAAUGACAAGGAACACCAACAUCAUCAUCAGCAAUGACGAUGAGGACAACAACAACCAUCAUCAACAUCAGGCAUCCAUGAUGAUGAGGAUGAGUGAUUGCAGUAGUAGAAGCAUUAUUAGGAGCAAUCAUAGUGCCUGCUGCACAGGACUGCCUGAGGUCAUCCAGUUCCUCAUGAAGGACCACCCAAGUGUCCUGGUCCUUGGUGGCAUGAACCCCAUGAUGGGCUUGGGCUUCACUGCAGAAACUGCAUCAUAUGUGCUCCAGUAUUUCCCUCACCUGGAGCGUUGGUGGGGCAUCACAAGGCUGCCUGAGCCAAGGGUCCACUUUGCUGCUGUCUUCUUUGAUGGCUGUGUUUAUGUUGUGGGUGGAGCAGUGCCCCUGCUUGUGCCAGAUGAUGGCUACAAUACAAAGGCGACGCCUUCACAAAAGUGCUGGAGGUUUCAUCCAAGCCAGGGCACCUGGGACAUGCUGUCUGACAUGCCUGAGGCCAGGAUGCAUCACUCAUUGCUGGUGUUUCGUGGCAAGAUCUAUGUAAUUGGCGGCAUUGGAAGUGACAAUCAGCUGAGUGCUGCUGUAUAUUAUGCAUUGAUGUGGAUUGAGGGCCCUGGGCUGCAGUGUCCCAGGGGUUUCCUGCAAGUGGCUCACACAGAACAGAAGUUGUUCAUCAUUGGUGGGGCUGGCAGACAGCAGUCAUCAGCUAGCACUGCAAGCAGCACUGGCGCCACCCCCUGUGGACCAUCACCUUCUGCUGCCACUAAUAGUCAUAAUAAGGAUCAGCAGCACAAGCAACGUAGUCGGCUUCCAUCAUCCGCACUGCACCAGUUGCUAAGCAGCAGGAUGCAUGCCGUGUCCACGGUGGAUGUGUGGGACAAUGACACAGAGGACUGGGUGUUUGACCUGGAGAUGGACGUGCCAUGCCAUGGACAUGCCGUUGUGGCCCUGGGUGGAGAAGAGUUCCUGGUCAUUGGCGGCAUGACCUGCAAGAGCGCCCACGUAAUGCAACGCGUGGCCAAGUUCAACGCCACCAACAGAAAGUGGCACCAACUCCAGCCACUGCCUUAUGGACUCACCGGGCAUGCCGCCGUCCUCCUGCCACCCAUUGCGCCAUCGUCGCGUCGAAGGUGCAAUUAAGUCAUCCUAAUGGAGGCAUGAAAUAUAUACACACAGCACCUUUCCAUUCUCCAACAUCCAUGGCAAUCACCUUUAUUCCUUCACGGUCCACAGCAAAAAUAUCCGCAACGGAACUCAGGUGCCGGUCGGGCAAGAAAAACGCGAGCAAAGUUCCAGUCCAAUAAUGAUUUUAUGAAAUGAAAACAUUUUGGCAGCACAAGAAACAUAA
Messenger RNA from Notodromas monacha, 1789 nucleotides. Lineage: Eukaryota; Metazoa; Arthropoda; Ostracoda; Podocopida; Cyprididae. The record is from the annotation of a GenBank genome assembly.